This is a messenger RNA of Mollisia scopiformis, 1363 nucleotides long. RefSeq names its product Sec20-domain-containing protein. Gene Ontology annotation, cellular component: endoplasmic reticulum; SNARE complex. Gene Ontology annotation, molecular function: SNAP receptor activity. Lineage: Eukaryota; Fungi; Ascomycota; Leotiomycetes; Helotiales; Mollisiaceae. Gene Ontology annotation, biological process: retrograde vesicle-mediated transport, Golgi to endoplasmic reticulum. The coding region runs from base 84 to 1337 and encodes 417 amino acids. The transcript has 2 exons. The record is from RefSeq and is a predicted model, not a curated record.
CAGCCUUGUCUUUCAUGCCAGCUUUCCCCAGAAAGAAUACAGCUCUUCCUCGACAACUCACAACACCUUGAACUCACCUCAAAAUGUCGUUUGAAGCAGUAUCAGAUCAGCUGAAGAUCCUGAAAGAGGUAAAUGCGCAAUUAAAAGACCUCAUCGACCGACUUGCGAAUAUCAAUUUCCAGCCAGGUUCCGUACCGCUGGAUGAAGGGGACGAGAAUGUUGCCACAGAGCUCACCUCUGAGAUACAGCAGACGAUAAAAGAUCAGGAUGAAGAUUUUGAGCUACUGUUGGAGGAGGUGCAUGAUUUGAACUCAGGGAUGGAUAAUAGAGAGGAACUUCUAUCGAACGUCACAAGAGCUAUUGCGGAGCUCAAAUUAUAUCAAAGUGCAUUCCGCAAAGCCCAAAUAACUGCAAAGCGGAAACUCGAAGCAGCACAAAGAGCAGAGAGAGAUCUGCUACUACAAUCCUACAUCGAACCCCCACGAACCAAUACCUCCUCACCAGCUCCGGGGCCUGUACCCUCCCGCCGAAGAAACCAGCAAACUGCAACUUUGACAGAAGAAGAGAAGACCGUUAAUGCUGCGAGCGAUGUGACACGUGCACUGAGACGAACCCACGAUAUGAUGGCCGCAGAACUCGCCCGCUCCCAAUUCGCACACGAGACAUUGACGGAGUCUACUGCUGCUUUGGCACAGCUUUCGGAAUCAUAUUCUACACUAGAUACCUUAUUAAGCAAUUCGCGGAAUCUACUAGGCACUUUGUUGAGGAGUCAGAAGAGUGAUACGUGGUAUCUUGAAACAGCGUUCUAUAUCCUGAUGGCUACCAUAGCAUGGCUAGUGUGGAGGAGACUACUCUACGGACCGACGUGGUGGCUUGUGUGGUUUCCGAUGAAGAUGUUUAUCAAAGGAUGGAUAGGGGUGUUUACUGCUAUGGGUCUCGUUGGCGGUUCGAAGCCGGAGAGUGGAGUGAAUCCAAGCUUGACUCCUGUAAUGGGGCAUCACACAGUUGCUCACAGCAGUGGAACGAGAGGGCCAAAGCCUUCUCUAGGCCCUCCUGGAGUUCAUCGUGUCAAUGUUGGCGGUGGUGGUCGAGGAGCUCCGAUGCAGGGCAGUAAUAAUCCCCAAGCGAGCAAGCAGGAAACUUCGGGGGAUAGUAUGUCUGAGAAGGUUGGUAGGAUCAUCGACGAAAGUCGAGAGAGUCCGUUGGGCGAGACUGAAGAAGGUGGAGAUAGCGCCCCCAAAGGAGAAGCUGAGAUACAGCGUAAUCCGAAGAAGCGGAUGUGGGAAGAGGAGAGAGAAGCUGGGAAAGAUGCCCAGAGGAAGAAGGACGAGCUAUAGUAACUCAAUCUAUCGAUAAUUACGUC